AAUCAAGUUUUGCGAAUCCUCUACAGGGCAAACAAAGAUAUUCACCACCUUUAGGUAUACUAAGCACAUUUGAUAGCCCUGCUGAUGACGACUAUGAUACCUACCACAACUCACUUGACCAAUACACUUUGGCAGAAACUGAAACAGAUGGACCAAUUUCGGAAGGAACUGAAACAGAUGGAAAAACUUUGAAAGUGAUAACAGAAAGUCUAUUAAAAAUAUUUCCAGUUGUCGGCCCGACGUUACCACCAUUCCCGCCUUUCAUCGGUCUUGAAGGAAAAAUUGAUUCAGGAAUAAUGCCAGUGGUCGCCAGCCUUAAUAAUAAGGAACCCAGAGACGCGUUAGAGACCGCGGAACCGUCGUCACGGAAAAUUAAAGAAAUCGCCGAAAAACAAUUAUGA
Cinara cedri is the source of this 401-nucleotide messenger RNA. The record is from the annotation of a GenBank genome assembly. NCBI's taxonomy places the organism in Eukaryota, Metazoa, Arthropoda, Insecta, Hemiptera, Aphididae.